AUGUCGCACAUCAUUCCCAUGGUGUCAGACUCCCCGCCACCCCUUGAUGAUGAUACCUGGAAUGAUGAUGAUGAUGAUGAUUUUGGUAACUUUGCCAGUGUUACUGACCACAACAUCAAGAGCCCCUCGUCUGACAGAGGACUUUGUCUUGAAGAUAAUGUCGACUUUGGUGUUUUCAAGGGUUUUAAUCAGUACAACCUAGAUCGAGGAAUCAGUGUAAAGGAGAUCCCACCUAGUGGAAGUGAGCGACCGGUCUUGCAAACCCUGAAAUUCUUUCCUGAAGAGGAGACACAUCUAACCAACGGUAAACCUCCCCAAGAAGGCUUACUCUCCAAGGACAAUGAUAUUGAAUUUGAACAAAUCAGUUGUGAUACAAAAACACUGGGCUACUUGUCCAACCUUGGCAGCAGUCGGGGUCGGGACUCAAUGACUGAUUCUGGUCACUGUAGUACUGAUAUCUCACCUGUUCCAAAGUCGGAUGAAAGUCCAGAUUCGGGUGAUAAAAGCAGCUCUUCUGAACUUGAAGAAACAUUUAACGGAGAAAUUAGUCACAAGGCAAACGGUCAGUUGACUUCGGACCACUGUGAGGAGGAGGACGAGGAAGAGGAGGUCAGUGUGGUCAAGCUGGGUGAUAAAACUGGUUGUGAUAAAGACAAAACCAGCAACAGCAUUAACGGCAGUACAGAAGGAUUAGCUACAGACCUGCCUCCAGACUUUUCUUGUGUUUCUGACAAGGAGGAUGAGUCAUGUGCCCAUAUCAGCCCAACCCUCUCUGCUAGAAUGGACCAAAUGAGUGCAGACAACGGCUCAAGCCCUUCUCCACCAUCAUCACCUCCACCUCCGGACUUUCCUCCUCCUGCAAGACCUGAUACACCAGAUAUAGCGGCUGAAAUUGGGGCUGACCACCUUGCUGCCCCUGAUGGUACCACAGACCCAUAUAUGUUGGUUAGCAGUCAACAGCCAAACACAACUACUGAUGAUUCAGAUGAUUGGGCAGAUUUUUCAUCUGCUCCGUCAUUCAGCAGUGCUUCUAACGAUUUCAAUUUGUCAAAUAAUUGUCAAUUCUCAUUAAACCCGUCCAUUUCUUCAACCACCACAACCACAAAAGAGUCAUCUGUUUCCCUGGCAGUGACUAUUGGGAACUUACAUUCUCAAACUGACUUUGGGGAUCACUCACAGGAGAGUUCCUCAUCAGAUAAGGGCAGGCAGAAAAAUACAUUAGCUGAAACAACAGCCCAAGUCAGUCAUGGCUCAUCAUUAGGUUUUAAUGCAGAUUUUAGUGAAUGGGAUUCCUCAAACCGAGAAAACCAAUCAAAUGAUAGAAAGAUUGAAGCUGAUUUUCCAAGCCAGGAUGAAAGCCUGGCCGAGAGUUCAACAGACUAUGAAGACAUGGGUCCUGAUGGCUGUGAUUUGCGCAGUAAUGACAGCCUAGAUGAAAGUUACUCUAUCUCUGAUCAUGUCAAAACGGUUGAGCUGAAAUACUCGACCGAAGAGAACCAGGAAUCUGAUGAUGAUGAUGAAUUUGGAGAUUUUGGUAGAUUCACUGCUACAGGAACAAAUCUACCUUCUGAGGACUUUGUACCCAAAUCUGAAAACCUCACUCGUUUUGGAGGUAAAACCCUCCCAGAUGGCACAGAUGAACUUGGUGAUUUCUGUGAAUUUCCGUGCAGCACUGUGUCUGCCACUGUUGAUGAUGAUGAUGAUGACGACGACGACGAUGACUGGGAUGAUUUUGCAACACCCCCCCAGUUACCAACACCUGCAGCUCCUACAGUACCUGCCAAUUCCAAGCAGGAAUUCACACCUUCAUGGGAUGGCUCUGCUUCUGAUUUUCAUACACAUUCCACUGUCAGUUUUGUUGGAGGAUCAGCAUCUGACAGCACAAAGAACAACGAUGAUUGGGCCAAUUUUGCCACUGCUGUCCCACCCACCCCUGUAGAAUGUGCAGGGGCAUCAUCACCGUUUGUUUCUUAUACAGCUCCUAGCACCUCUUCACAUAAAUCUACACAUUCCAAAGUUUCCAAUGCAAUUGCACCAGUAUUGAAUAAAUGUUUUCCUGAGACAAUGUCCAUGUUUGCCUCUACGGAAUCAUCACAAUUUGGUCUACUCAAGGAUCUCAUUUUGGAUGAGAUUCCUCUGCGGAAAAGCCACAGAUCUCAAAAACUUAAAGCCAGAGGAACCCGCUCAAGCUGUUGUGUAUGGAAACAGCUGUUGGAUGUUGACGUGACUGAUGCCCUCACGUAUCAUUUCACAGACUCUAAAGGAAGCAACAUGUUGUUCAGGACAUUACGUAUUGAUUCUCGAAAAAUUUUGAUGGGUCAUAAAAAACCUGGAGUUCCAAUAUUUGCUGCCAAUUUAGGUAUGUUGGAACCGAGCAAGGUAACCGGCAAUGAUGCUUCCAAGAGCACCAACUUGACUGGUUCCACAUUAUCACAGGAUACCCUAAUAGAUACCCACCGUACUGAACCGCGGGAGACACUAGGGCAGGCUGAUAUCCCUCCUGUGCUAUUUGAUUGGAGCAGUAGUGGCCUUACUAACCCGUUAGAGCAAUCAGCAGCAGCAACAGCAUCGGCAAACACUCUGGACUUGGACUUCCUUGUGGUGAAAGAUUCUCCAGAAACAUCUAUAUCAAAAAGUGGAGUUUUUGAGUCUGAACUUUUGGGAGGUCCUCUUAAACCGUUACCCUCCUUCAAGCCAAUGCAACCGCUGGAAGAUAUGCUAGCCAACACCAAGUCAACGACAAUGAAGCAGUGUCAACCAGACGAGCACUUGACCACUGAAGCAUCCAAGGUCAUUCAGACUCUUCCUGAUCUCUCAUUCAUGCACGCAAAAGUUUUAAUGUUUCCAGUCCGACAGUCUAGCCAAUAG
Messenger RNA from Acanthosepion pharaonis, 2868 nucleotides. NCBI's taxonomy places the organism in Eukaryota, Metazoa, Mollusca, Cephalopoda, Sepiida, Sepiidae. The record is from the annotation of a GenBank genome assembly.